CCCGCGGGAUGACGUGCGGGUGGCGUCGUGGCCCCGCCCCCCGGAUGCCCGUCUCGUCUAGGAUCGUUGGUCCUGUCGUUGUCGGGGUGUCUGACGGACGUCUCCAUCCCGACCUGGCGUCCGGCCGCCCAGGACGCGAAGGUGUGUCUGUAUUCUGAGUGGUGAUUGUGACUCGGUUUCAUGAAUGGCUGACAUUUCAGACAUGGAAGAAGAAUUGGUGCUGAUUGACAAUGAGAUGAAGGCCUUGGAGCUCCAGAUACAGGAACUACUGGAAAGACAGCAGGCUCUACAGGAGAGGAAGCAGCGACUGAACAGAAAGAUCAAGAAGCUGACGGGGGAUGGUGAUGCCAGUUCGAGUAAAGCACCAGGCACAUCUCCAGAGGACUGGGAUAAGAAAGAUUUCCCAUGGUCCCAGAAAGUUGACGAGACUCUGAAAAAUGUCUUUGACCUGCAGUCGUUCCGACCUCUGCAGCUCCAGGCCAUCAAUGUUACCAUGGCAGCGAAGGAUCUGUUCCUCAUAAUGCCCACCGGCGGCGGGAAGAGCUUAUGCUACGAGCUGCCAGCUGUCUGCUCCCCCGGAUUCACUUUGGUCAUCUGUCCAUUGAUCUCAUUGAUGGAGGAUCAACUAAUGGUUCUUGAACAACUGAACAUCUCGUCCACCAUGUUGAACUCCACCAGCACAAAGGAACAUGUGAAGUGGGUUCAUGACGAGAUGCUCAACAAGUCCUCCAAGCUGAAGCUUCUGUACGUUACCCCAGAGAAGAUUGCCAAGAGUAAGGUCUUCAUGUCCAAGCUGGAGAAGGCCUACCAGGCGGGUUGCCUGACCCGUAUUGCCGUGGAUGAAGUCCAUUGCUGCAGUCAGUGGGGCCAUGAUUUCAGGCCUGACUACAAGAGCCUCGGUAUCCUGAAACGUCAGUUCCCAAAUGCCCCGCUGAUCGGACUGACAGCAACAGCAACAAACGAUAUCCUGGAGGAUGUGAAGAAAAUCCUGUGCGUUCAAAGAGGCAUCACCUUUACAGCUUCCUUCGACAGACCCAAUCUGUUCUACGAGAUCCGACAGAAACCAGCUCGUUUUGAAUCAUGCAUUGAAGAUAUGGUCAGAGUCAUCAACUCGCGUUACAAAGGGAAAUCAGGAAUCAUCUACUGUUUUUCCCAGAAAGAUACCGAGCAGGUUACCAUGAGCCUCGAACAGCUUGGCGUUGCGGCUGGCUGUUACCAUUCCAACAUGGAGCCCUCUGUGAAGAGUAAAGUUCAUAAGGACUGGAGUUUGAACAAAAUACAGGUUGUGGUGGCGACGGUGGCAUUUGGCAUGGGCAUCGAUAAGGCCAACGUUCGAUUUGUUUUUCAUCAGUCCCUCAGCAAAUCCAUGGAGAACUACUACCAAGAGAGCGGGCGGGCAGGUCGAGAUGACCUUAAAGCUGACUGCAUUCUGUACUACGGAUUUAUGGAUAUAUUCCGGCAGAGCACAAUGGUCGUUAUGGAGAAUGUAGGCCAACAAAAGCUUUACGAGAUGGUGGCAUACUGUCAGGAUUCGAAAAGGUGCAGACGGGUGCAGAUAGCACAGCACUUUGAUGAAGUCUGGGAUUCAACAAAGUGCAACAAGAUGUGUGACAAUUGCAACUGUGAUGCAGCUUUGGAGAAGAUUGAUAUAACCAGUUAUUGUUCCGAUUUGAUCAAAAUACUGAAGCACGCUGAACAACUGGAUGAAAAGCUCACUCCACUGAAGUUGAUUGAAGCUUGGAAUGGGAAAGGUCCAUCCAAGCUAAGGUUAACCUCGAUAAAACCUCCCAAUCUGUCCAGGAAUGAAAUGGAGGAUGUGAUUGUGCAUCUUCUUCUGCAAGAAUACUUGAAAGAACAGUUCAGCUUCACUGCAUUUGCAACAAUUUCAUACCUGAAGGUGGCACCAAGGGCAAAUCUGCUGAGCAGUGAGAAGCACGUUGUUUCCAUGCAAAUGCGAGUGAGAACUAACAAGAUUAAACCGACAGCUAUGGAAGCAGCAGACGUCGCAGAUGCUAAAGAGUGUGGGAACAAGCGUCCUGCCACAGAAACUGUCACGGGCAACAGGAAGAGUAAAGUGGCCAAGGUUUCCACAGUUAUCCAAGAUUGAUUCACUCUUAUUUGAAGGAAGGAAGCGUUCCGUGAAUGCGGUGGAUCAGGGGUGGGAGAGGGGAGGUACUGGAGACAGCUCGACAGCUUUCAGCAGAGGCACAAUGUCCAAGACAUGAACCGCAACAACAAAUGUCUAAACCACUGCUUUCGUAUCUACAGUCAUCACAAGAGUGCACGACUGAGGAUGAAUAUCGGAGCUUAGUGUAAGAACGGGAACGCCGUUCUUUCAAGGAAAGGAAUCGUCACUGAUGUUCCUGUGAAAUGUAGUUGCGUUUAUCAUGAAGGCACAAAUUGAAAGUUUAUAGAAGCCAGGCGCUUUUGUUUUUUGUGAUAAGUAAGUCCACAGCAAGGAUUGUAGAGGCUGGGUGGACAGGUUUUAAAACUGUACCCGAGGAUUUGUAAAGCACAGGGACCAGCUCAAAAAUUUUUUUUUUUAUAUAAGCGAUGCGAAAACACGCAUAGAAUUUCAAACAAGAUGGAAGCCAAUGAGACCUGAAAUGUAAAAGAUGUCUUGUCCGAAAAAAUAUUUGCUAAAUGGAUAUGUGUAUUUUCACUGCUCACACCCUCUCCCCAGAAUAAACUUUCACCCGAAUCCA
This is a messenger RNA of Leucoraja erinaceus (little skate), 2705 nucleotides long. It is a transcript of the gene recql, whose product is annotated as RecQ helicase-like. Gene Ontology annotation, cellular component: chromosome; cytoplasm. NCBI's taxonomy places the organism in Eukaryota, Metazoa, Chordata, Chondrichthyes, Rajiformes, Rajidae. Gene Ontology annotation, molecular function: four-way junction helicase activity; ATP binding; 3'-5' DNA helicase activity. The coding region runs from base 185 to 2107 and encodes 640 amino acids. The transcript is spliced from 16 exons. The record is from RefSeq and is a predicted model, not a curated record. Gene Ontology annotation, biological process: double-strand break repair via homologous recombination.